GGGAACAUAGUCAUACUGACUCAAGUGGGCAAAGGGCAAAUGAAAGGCAGUGGGGUUUUCCGGCGGGGGGUGAGUGGGCCAGACGGGGUCUUUAGUGACUUUUAUAUAAGGUGUGCCGAGGAGCAGGGAGGAUUGUUGCCACAAAAGUGCUUUCGAGAAGCUUUUGGAUAAUGGUGGAGGCACAGAUGAUGAUGGAGGCGCAGUACGUCCUCAGCCACCACCGCCACCAUCCCUCCGACAACCAGUGCACUUCCGCCAUCGUCAAGCACAUCAAAGCUCCUAUUAAUCUUGUUUGGUCACUGGUGAGGAGCUUUGAUCAACCCCAGAAGUACAAGCCCUUUGUUAGCAGGUGCAGCGUGCAGGGUGACUUCAAGAUUGGGAGUGUUAGAGAAGUAAAUGUCAAGAGUGGCCUUCCAGCCACAACCAGUACUGAGAGGCUGGAACUUCUUGACGACGAAGAGCACAUCCUCAGCAUCAGAAUCCUUGGUGGUGAUCACCGGCUAAAGAACUACUCUUCCAUCAUCACUGUUCAUCCAGAGGUGAUUGAAGGGAGACCUGGGACUUUGGUAAUUGAGUCAUUUGUAGUGGAUGUGCCCGAGGGCAACACCAAGGAUGAGACAUGCUGUUUUGUUCAUGCUUUGAUCAACUUCAACCUCAAAUCUUUGGCGGAUGUCUCAGAGAGGAUGGCCAUGCAGGGCCAGAAUGAAGACCCCAACUGAGUCGGAGUAGGUGAGUUUGGGGGUAUGGAGAACCAAUCCAAUGUAUACACUCAGACCAUUUGAGGCUUAUGAAUCCCAGAAUGUUUGAGAGACUGGUUGGAGCUGUUUUGUUUUAUCGUAAGUUUUGGAUGUUGUGCUGCUGGAAGUUUUUUUUUUAUCUCUUUCUCCAAUGAUGCUGGAGUUUCGGGCCUUGGUUUCUUGACUGUUAACUCUGGUGGCGCGUAUGGAACUGCAGUCGAUAUUCUGUAAAUAUAUCUGUAGGGAAGGCUCAGUCUUGAGCGAUCAUGUUGUAGCAACUGCUUUAAGCGUAUCAAGAAUUGGGAUAGUGGACCCUUGGUCUCCUACGCAGCUUUCUUGUGAGUUGCAUAUGGUGUCGCAAAUAAUUGCACGGCUAGUCACUGAAUUUUGUACUCAGUUCUAUUUCUUUAUUCAACUUUAAUUUGUUUUCACUUGAGCACUAUAGAUUAAAAUGUCAUACUCAUGGGCAGAGCAAUCUGUUUAGGGUCACAUCCAAGUAUCCUGCUUGCCUUUUUAAUAUGAUCCUCUUAAUAGUAGUGAAUGAAACCUUAAUGUUACUUA
Molecule: messenger RNA, 1298 nt
Organism: Malania oleifera
Lineage: Eukaryota; Viridiplantae; Streptophyta; Magnoliopsida; Santalales; Ximeniaceae
Product: abscisic acid receptor PYL9
Exons: 3
Coding region: 171-719 (182 amino acids)
Biological process (GO): abscisic acid-activated signaling pathway
Cellular component (GO): cytoplasm; nucleus
Molecular function (GO): protein phosphatase inhibitor activity; signaling receptor activity; abscisic acid binding
Source: RefSeq, a predicted model, not a curated record